This is a messenger RNA of Cladocopium goreaui, 735 nucleotides long. The record is from the annotation of a GenBank genome assembly. NCBI's taxonomy places the organism in Eukaryota, Dinophyceae, Suessiales, Symbiodiniaceae.
AUGGAAUUCACCACACCUGUGAGGCAACUUGCAUGCUUGGAACCAGUUGUUUCCAUUUUGGGCAUCGCAAGAUUCGACCUUUCUGUGAGCCUUCUAGGUGUGAGUCUUUUUGAGCCAUUCCUUCCAUCGCAAAGUCUCUCCAAACCCGAUGCUUUCAUCUUCAUUUUGGAUUUCUUCCAUGUCGAUCUUCCAGUGUUUCUUCACAGUUUCAGUUGUUUUGAUUCAUCUUCAUCCAUUUCCAACUGCAUUUCAUCAGAUUUCUCCCCAUUUCUCAGAUCCGUUUCCCAUUUGGAUGUCCCUUCCUCAGCCCUGGGCACCACACGCCUUGGCCCCGUGUCCUCGUUGUCCCUUGUGGCUCUGGCACAACUGGGGGCCUCCUCAUCGUUGCGGAGCCCUGCGCGGCUGGAAGUGAUGCUACCAGUGAUGGACGUUGCGUUUUUAGAUCCUUCAUCGCCCUUGCGAAGCCUCGCCCAAUCAGACCUCGCGAUGUUGCCUUUGGGACCCCUUCACCUUGCCUCUCCACCGUUGGCCCUGGACCGCAUCCUCCUGGACUCCUCCGCUUCGCCGCGGGGCUUGGCGCGCCCGGGUUCGAGCUCGCCAGCGCCGGAGCCUGGACGGAUGGAGCCGACGCUGCUGCUACGGCCCCUUGGUCAAUACCAGGCCCCAAUAAAGCCCCCAAAACGAAUAGAAGCAAUACCCAAUCAUGGUUUCGUUGGGGGGGGAUGGUGGUCAUGA